Tremella mesenterica DSM 1558 is the source of this 423-nucleotide messenger RNA. RefSeq lists its product as uncharacterized. The annotation marks the transcript as partial. NCBI's taxonomy places the organism in Eukaryota, Fungi, Basidiomycota, Tremellomycetes, Tremellales, Tremellaceae. The transcript has 2 exons. The record is from RefSeq and is a predicted model, not a curated record.
UGCCAGUACUGCGGCAUUCCAAGAUUCACCUCCGAGACCCCAGGUUUCUGCUGCGGGCGUCAAGGAUCCAAGGCUGCACAGUACCAGCCCCUCCCUCCUUACCCCGACUAUAUGGCCCUGGUCCUGGAUGAUCCCAAUUCGCAUGACUCCCGCAAGCUCAACCUCAUCUUCUCUUUUGUGGCCAUCCAAACUAGCGGGCCAUUCCCCAACAACAACGUGCCUCUUUCGUUCUUUGCCGUCCAGGGGAGGGUGUAUCACCAGCACAGAGCAACACACAAUGAUUCCGCCCUCAGGUGGUACCUCCUUGAUGGCGCUGAGGAAGCAAUGCGCCCUUUCCCCAACUUCCACCUCCCUGCCUUCUGGAUACAGGCCGUUCAGCGUAUGAUGCUGUCCAUCAACCCCUUUGCGAUCCGCUUCAUCCAC